AUGGAGUCGGGCAUUUUAGUUCCUUGCAAGGGUGGGGUAAUGGCAACACGCGAGCCGGAACACGGACUGUAUAGAAAAUUACCGAAUUUUGCGGGAAGCACAGACACGCAGAAAUGGUUGAAUUCGAAGGCCGACCAUCGUUCAGAUGCAACACGCUUCCGGUGCCUAGCUGCGAUGCCAUCCGAACGAAGCAUUGAUGGAAGAGAUACUGAUAGGUUGCCCAAACCCAGGUAG
Opisthorchis viverrini is the source of this 234-nucleotide messenger RNA. RefSeq lists its product as hypothetical. The record is from RefSeq and is a predicted model, not a curated record. NCBI's taxonomy places the organism in Eukaryota, Metazoa, Platyhelminthes, Trematoda, Opisthorchiida, Opisthorchiidae. Bases 1 to 234 code for a protein of 77 amino acids. The transcript is spliced from 2 exons.